GCCCUCCCCUAAACAGAAAGAGCUGGCAGCGGGGACGGGUGAAACUAAACAAAAAACAGAAAAUUAUCGAGAAAAUAAAACAAGGAAGCGGAUAGAUACCGGCAUUUCACAUGACCCUCUCUGUGUUUUUCCCUUCUUUCAGUAAUACAGGCUAUGUUAAACCUUCUGUGGAGUGAAGCUAGAUUUUUGUCCGGAUACAUAGAUAUCUCAGAUCAGUCGUGCUUCGUUUCCCCCUUUCCGGGCGUGUUAUUAUUUAAUUUUAUUAUUAUUACUUGCUUUAUUUUAAAGAAUCAAAGAAAUACCCGGUCAUAUGCAAAAAGGCGUUGAAAACAAUGAAGUUUCAGGGUCGACGCUCCAAAAAAAGAGUCCAUUCUCACUCUUUCCAUCGACAAAUGGCUGGACAUUGCGAGGCAAGAAGCGGAAACAGAGGAAGAGAGAUGCCGACUCCCUCAGCCUGUGCAGCCUGGACAUCAAUGAGCCCAGUAACAAGCGGACCAAACCCCUGUCACGGGUCACAUCACUGGCCAACCUCAUCCCCCCGGUUAAGUCGGCUCCACUGAAGCGGAUUGGACAGACCAUCCAGCGCUCCAUCAGCUUCCGCGGAGACAGCCGUCCUGAGAUCAUGGCCCCAUGGCCCCGAGGUCGGCACGGGGCCCCCGCCAUCACAAAGCGUCGGGACAGCAAGCUGUGGAGCGAGACAUUCGAUGUGCGAGUGGACCAGAUGCUCUCCUCCAAGGAGAUCAAGCGACAGGAGGCCAUCUUUGAGCUUUCCCAGGGUGAACAGGACCUAAUCGAGGAUCUGAAGCUAGCGAAAAAGGCCUACCAUGACCCUAUGCUUAAGCUUUCCAUCAUGACCGAGCAGGAGCUCAACCAGAUCUUCGGCACGCUGGACUCGCUGAUCCCACUGCAUGAAGACCUCCUCAGUCGGCUAAGGGAGGCCAGAAAACCAGACGGGUCCACGGAGCAUGUGGGACAGAUCCUGGUGAAUUGGCUGCCCUGUCUGGAUUCAUACAACGGCUACUGCAGCAAUCAGGUAGCAGCCAAGGCACUGCUGGACCACAAGAAGCAAGACCGCCGGGUCCACGAUUUCUUGCAGCGCUGCCUGGAAUCGCCCUUCAGCCGCAAGCUGGACCUCUGGAACUUCCUGGACAUCCCGCGCAGCAGGCUGGUCAAGUACCCAUUGCUACUGCGUGAGAUAGUCAAGCAUACGCCCAACGAUCACCCCGACCACCAGCUCCUGGAUGAGGCGAUUAACAUGAUCCAAGGGAUCGUGGCUGAGAUCAACGCGCAGACUGGCGAGUCGGAGUGCCGCUACUACAAGGAACGUCUGGUGUACCUUGAGGACAGCCAGCGGCACGUGCUGAUCGACGAGUCCCGGGUGCUCAGUUGCCACGGAGAGCUGAAGAACAACCGGGGGGCGAAGCUGCACGUGUUCCUGUUCCAGGAUGUCCUGGUGAUCACACGCACCGUCACACUCAACGAGCAGCUCUGCUACCAGCUAUACCGGCAGCCAAUCCCAGUGCGUGACCUGGAGUGGGAGGACCUCCAGGACGGCGAGAUCCGCCUCGGGGGCUCCAUCCGCGGAGCCUUCAGCAACAACGAGAGGACCAAGAACUUCUUCCGAGUGACGUUCCGCAGCCGAGGGCAGCUCCAGUCAUACUCCUUCCAAGCCAGCGACUCGUUCAACAAGCAGCAGUGGCUCAACUGCAUCCGACAGGCCAAGGAGGCAGUGGCGGCCAGCUGCGAGGCCAGUUACCCAGGGAACCCGCUUUCAGAACAGGCUGCCUCUAGCUUGGAGCACAUGGACCGUAGCGAUAGCGAUGUCUCGGACUGCAGCAUGGACACCAGCGAGGCCAGUGCUGAGUGCCUGCACAUGGAGCACUCGGACUUGGCCGGCAGGCCCCUGGAGGUGUGACCUCUGACCCCAGUGACACUUCAGUGUCAUUAGCAAAUCUAACCUGUGCAGUAUUGAAUUACGGAGAUCCUUCCCUGGACCAGAUGGGACUGCAGACUAUGUGAAGCACUUCUUAUUGCCAAUAUUCUUACUUUUUUUUUCUCCUUGAAGGUGAGGGUGUACAGUGUGUGUAUGGUAGCUAUGCCUCGGUCUUGGCCUGUGCUGAGUCCCUUGGAGAGGAAAGGACCCUGUGAGUAGGGUCUUCAAGAGAGUCUGAUGGACCAUUGUACCACAACCUCUAUCACAGGGUGCUCACUGGACAGGUGUUGUUUUGUUUUCUGGGGAGUGGGGGGUGUCUGAACAAUCAAAGGUCACUUGCAUCUCUCUUUUUCCUCUCUGCAAUACUACUGUGGCCUUUCAAGAUGCAGAUGCAUUUGAAUAUGUAUAUAUUUAUGCAGGAAGUAGAACAUGUUUGCAGCCAGAAUGCCGAUAUAAUGACCAGCAGAAUGUUGAAGGCAGUCUAGAGUAAGCCAAAGGUAAAGCUGUUGUGACUGACUGAGGCAAGGAGACCACCAGGGAAUCUGCUAAGUUUUCAAAGGUCUUUGGGCAUCACGAGCAAGGCAACACCAGUGUCGGCAUGGAGCAUAAUGCUCUGGCUGCGUCCCACCGUUCUACACCAUCCCAUUUCUGGAGUGACGAGGCGGAGGGUCUCCUGCAGCUGAACUCGCAUAGCUGUCUGAAGGAAAAUGAAAGUAUUGUUACUGUGUAAAUAAGGCCUGGUGUGCUCGGUCACUUAGUCCUCAUGUUCCGUGCGCUAACGUGUUAGCCAAAGCUACAGGGACUGCUCAACUACUGCCGAAAAAAGGAAAGAAAGAAAAAAAAAAAAAAGUGUUUACUGGUUUGGUUUAAUGUUCUUAAUCUUUAGAGUCAUUGACUGUGUAAUGCAUCCUACGAAUUUAUUCAAAAUGUAUGCCUAUUAUUGUAUUUUUUUUAAAGAAAUGUAUAAAAUUGAUCUUUUGCCUUUUAUUUAUAGUGUCCCUUCCCAAAAAUAGACUCCAUCUUUUUCCCCUCUUUGUUUUGGUUAAGCUAGAAUGUGGUAUGAUGGCACAGGAUAUCACGUAAGAGGAUUAUAUGAUAAAUGGGGUAUCAAAAUUGAUAGGUUUCCCAUAAAUAAUGUUAAAUGUAUGUAUAUGUUUUAAUUAUAUGGAGAGAGAGACUUAUAUGAAAGCACUACUGUCUGAAGGAGAGAUGACUGUGUUUAGAGAUGGUGUGUUCGUGAGGAUGUGGAAAGGUGCUGUAAAUUGGAGCAGAAUCAUAACCAAAUAAAGGACAUGAACUCUGAA
Paramormyrops kingsleyae is the source of this 3237-nucleotide messenger RNA. RefSeq names its product Rho guanine nucleotide exchange factor (GEF) 3 (gene arhgef3). NCBI's taxonomy places the organism in Eukaryota, Metazoa, Chordata, Actinopteri, Osteoglossiformes, Mormyridae. Gene Ontology annotation, biological process: positive regulation of Rho protein signal transduction; intracellular signal transduction. The record is from RefSeq and is a predicted model, not a curated record. Gene Ontology annotation, molecular function: guanyl-nucleotide exchange factor activity.